AUGCAAGUGGAGCAAAAACAACCUGAGAUUGUGCCUGCACAGGAUGAGGAUGAUGGAAAUUGGUCCUUGGCACAGCAAUCCCUGACCAAUUUCAUGGACCCAGGUCUUCAAGUCUAUGGCGGUGUUCUAUUUUCCGAAUUAGUUCAUUCUGGUGGCGAGAUUUUUAAAGGAUUGCCUUUGAAAAAGUACUCUGACCGUGAUGCCAACAGCAACAACAAUAAGAGUAACAACAAUACUAUAGCUGCUGCUGUGGCUGUGGCUGAUAAUUAUUAUGCUGGUAACAAUGGAGGUUGCUUCAGUGGGGAAUGUGUUGUGCAAUGCAAAGAACAAGAUGGAAUGGUCAGAGAGAAACAGCUCUCUCAGGUUCGUUCUGGCGAUUGUUUGCAAGUCGUUGAUGCUGCUGGUCAUGUUGGUUUUUCUCCCGUCCUCUGCUUGGCUUGA
This is a messenger RNA of Rotaria sordida, 441 nucleotides long. NCBI's taxonomy places the organism in Eukaryota, Metazoa, Rotifera, Eurotatoria, Philodinida, Philodinidae. The record is from the annotation of a GenBank genome assembly.